This is a messenger RNA of Pygocentrus nattereri (red-bellied piranha), 6467 nucleotides long. It is a transcript of the gene ghrhrb, whose product is annotated as growth hormone releasing hormone receptor b. The coding region runs from base 336 to 1682 and encodes 448 amino acids. The record is from RefSeq and is a predicted model, not a curated record. Gene Ontology annotation, molecular function: G protein-coupled peptide receptor activity; peptide hormone binding; vasoactive intestinal polypeptide receptor activity. NCBI's taxonomy places the organism in Eukaryota, Metazoa, Chordata, Actinopteri, Characiformes, Serrasalmidae. The transcript has 13 exons. Gene Ontology annotation, cellular component: plasma membrane. Gene Ontology annotation, biological process: cell surface receptor signaling pathway; adenylate cyclase-modulating G protein-coupled receptor signaling pathway.
GAGUCUGACCCACAGCGCACUAUAGCCAGCUUUUAAUGUCGGACAGCUCCAGUCCUGGCGGGUCCUGCUCGUAAAGGGGCGGGGCCAAAAGUCUUUCGCGCGCGGUUUGUUCCAGCGGCGCGUCUCCGCCUGGAGCUGAGAGGCGAGGGCUGCGGUGUGAGGAGCUUCAGCGAGAGGAGGACUCGUCCCUUAUUUACCACUUCAGCGCUUAGGUUUCGUGUGUUUUAGACUAGAAACGUCGUAAUGUAGUCGCGCGAACCCCCAAGCUCACAGUUCAGUCAGGCGUUGUUCGUUUUUUGGAUGCCAACAAAACUCUGGCGACUCAAAUACUGAAUAUGCUUCUUUCCAGAUGCUCGUUAACUUUAACGCUGCUAACGUUGUGCCUUCACUACAGCAGCUGGCAAACGCAGGGGGAAGCGAUUCAUCCAGCAUGUGCGCUGGUGGCUCAGCAUAUGAAGGCACAGGAGCAAUGCAAAUACACACAACUAAACGAGAUCAGCAACCACACCAUGAUUGCUGGAUGCCGGACAGACUGGGACGACAUUCGUUGCUGGGACAGAGCUGAAGUGGGUCAGGUGGUUAACGUCGCUUGCUCUAAUGUGUCCCAGCUCUUUGCCAACAAUAAUGGUUAUAUUUACCGGAACUGUACUAAAAACGGCUGGAGUGACAUUUACCCGUCCUAUGAAGAUGCUUGUGAAUUUGUGGAAGUGGAUCCCGAGACCACAUAUUAUUCCACCUUCAAGCAGGUGUACACUGCAGGAUAUGCUACCUCACUCAUCUCCCUCAUUUCGGCUAUCUUCGUCUUCACAGCCCUCAGGAAGUUCCACUGCACAAGGAAUUAUAUCCACAUCAACCUCUUCUCCUCCUUCAUCCUGAGAGCUAGUGCGGUCUUCAUUAAAGAUGGCAUCCUCUUUACCGAUGAGAGCCUGGACCACUGCUUGGUGUCUACCGCUUCAUGUAAGGCAGCAGUGGCCUUUUUCCAGUUUAGCAUCCUGGCAAACUACUUCUGGCUGCUGGUGGAGGGAAUGUACCUGCAGACUCUGCUGGCUCUCACAUUUGUCUCACAAAAGAAGUAUUUUUGGUGGUACAUUCUUAUAGGCUGGGGUCUUCCAACAACAGUAAUGACCAUUUGGGUUCUGGCCAGAAAUUUCUAUGACAACAGUGGGUGCUGGGACGAUACGGAGGCUGCCUUCAUUUGGUGGAUCAUUAAAGGACCCAUUACAGCAUCUCUUCUGGUAAAUUUCAUCAUCUUCAUCAAUGUGAUCAGAAUACUUGUGCAGAAGCUGAAGUCUCCUGGAGUUGGUGGCAGUGACACCAGCCACUUCAUGAGGUUGGCUAAGUCGACUCUGUUUCUGAUCCCACUGUUUGGAAUGCAUUACAUGGUGUUUGCCUUCCUGCCAGAGGGCACAGGGGAGGACGCUCGACUCUCCAUUGAGCUUGGACUGGGCUCUUUUCAGGGCUUUGUUGUGGCUCUUUUAUACUGUUUUCUCAAUGGAGAGGUGCAAGCAGAGCUGAAGAAGAGGCUGUGGAAGUGGCAGAUACAGGGUUACCUGAGCUACAGUAAGAAGAGGCGGACACUGUUCACAGAGAGUAGCACUGUCACUCAGAUCUCUGUCCUGGAAAAAUCCAGCCCAAUGGAGCAGCCUUCCUCUGAACUGCAGAACAGUAUCUCCAUAGUCUGAACCAUGCAGAUGCUCUGACCCACCCAUCUUUUCUCUUUCUUCCUCUCCUUGCUUCCCGAUCCAUAUUCUAGUUUUGAUACCAACACUGAAAUAUCUCUAAUAUCAAUAGUAUUAGUAUUGUUAAUGCUAGUAUAACAUUAAUACUAAAGUUGCAUUCUCAGUCAGGGGUUUGAUGAACUAAUAUUGUCACAGCUGUUUAACAUUUAUAAACAGAAAAACAGACUACCAUGGUUUGCAAGACAGAUCUGAAAUGCUCUAAGGCCUUUUUUUUAAUAGUUUGGUUGGCUUAGAAAAAAUGGACUACCUAAGAGAUUAUUACAGGUUAUAAGAUGCUACCAAAACGCCGGAACAUUUAGUCUCACACCAUAAACAUGAGAAAAGCACAAACCUCCUCACUAUAGAUGUUGUUUUGGUGUUGUGCAAAAUGAAGCCACACCAAGUGACUGUGAACGUAUUUACAUGAAAUAGACAAAUGUGUCUUUUGACACUUCUGAAGUUCUGUUUAUGCCAGUUCCACAGAAGAUCAGUUUUACAGGAGCUGUUGCUGAUGAGACGUUUACAUUCAGCUUUUACGAUUCUGCACUUCUCUUUAGACCUCUGGUCACUUUUUCCAUCCUCAGCUGACUUGUUCUUUGCCAAUAUUAUAUACACCAGUGUCUUAUUUCCUUAUUCAGUGGAGUUUAAAUAGUUCCUUUUCCUGUGCUCUGUCGUUUGUUGUGUUGUUUCUUAUUGAACAUUCCUUAUUAAACCCAGGGGCCUUAUUUUUGUGGUCAUAGUGCAAAUGCAACAUUAAGGUAUGAAAUCACAAAGCUGGCGCUAGGGUGUAGCUCUAAUCCACCACUGAGCAGCGAAGCAGUAAAGACGGAGCGAAUACCUUAUCAGCAGGUGUGGUUAGGCAUGCUGCAGCGAGAUCCAGUCUGUCAGUUAAGCACAGUGAUAUAUUCCUAAUGGCAAAAUAGACCGAUUCCAUUCGUUUUAUGGACAAAGGAAAAACUGAUCAACUUUUAGAUUUCAAAUCAGAAAAUUAGUAUUAAAUAUAGGCUGAUGUUACUCUUCUGUCAUCUUUGAACAUAUAAUUGUUCCAUUGCUUAGUAUGUGUCAGCUCUGAAGAAAAUUUGAAACAAGUACUAACAAAACUGACCAUUUUAUGUAAGUAUAAAAAUAAAAAUUGUAGACUAUAGUUGUUAACUAAAAACUUAUCAGAUUCCAUGAACAGUACAGUGGUUUUAAAUGAUAUGUACAUUAAUAUGAAAGUCAGGUGAUACGUGCGAUCAUGUCAUAUACACUGUUGUACAACAAAGUUGAUUUAUUAUAGAUUAAAUUCAUAUUUUACUCAAAAACCGUUUCUGAAGAGAAAUUUGUAGACUGAAAUGUGCUUUUAAUGUGGUUCAGCGACUCAGACUCUAGCUUUGUUAGACAUUCUAUAAGCCACAAUUGAGUUUGUAUUUACUGAUUUAUAUUUAAAUGGGGUGAUAUAGUGAAGAGGUUCUUAACCUUUUCCACCUCAAGUCUGCCUCUUUAUCACUGGAAAGCAUGAAGUUCCACAGGGGAGAAUAAAACAUUACUUACUGGAGGGUUUUCACCUGAACAAAAGCAUAAAGAUCAGGUCUUUUGCUUUGACCUAAUUGCCCAUCAUCCAGAAAGAGAGUUCCAGUCAAGCUGAGACCAGAUUAAAAUUUUUUCAGAAUAUAAUGAAAGGGAAAAAAGUAUUGACAUGUCUGUGUAGUUCAUUAUACAUGAUAGUAAUAAUAAUGAUAAUAAUACAAUUAAAGUUAAAUUACUAAUAGUAAUAAGAACAAUAUUGACCUGGCACUCAGCCCUAAAUCACCUCUGCAUUGUAGUUUUGUAAUGAAAGUAAGGUAGAACUAUUUGUCUGUUCUUGGGCUUAAUGUUAAGCUGUAUGUGUUCAUUUAUUGGAUACUGAAUGAGGAGAGCAUAGUUACGGCCUGCUUUCCCUAUAUUCUGUUUGAAUGCAUUGUUUAUAUAAUGGUUGUUCUACUCAGAAACACUCAGCACAGUUUUGAGUCAAUGUGGACCACCGAGCACAAAAUAUCACCAUCAGAUUAGGCAAAAAUUACUCAACUGGUAUGAAAUCAGGUGGAAUAAUUCUACAACCAAUUUUCUAAGCCAGUCACAUGUAUGAAAUGGUACGUUUCUUUGUGUCUGCCUGUGAAGUUGUGAAGGAAAGUGCUGUUGUGCAUGUGCGUUUGCCAUAUGAGUAGGUUUGAGUAGGUGUUUUUGGACCAAAAUGGUUUUGAAAACAUGGAUUUUGAAUGCCGAACCCCCUGUUGUGUCAAUCUGGCCGUAUUGUCACAGGCACUCUCAGUUCUGCUUUAAGAUGUACUUGGAUCCAGCCCAAUUAGCAAUUGUGCUAUACUGUUGCACUUGUACCAGUGUACUGCACUUGCAUCGCCACGAAAAUAAGGCCCUGUGUUUAUAUAUUGUUCUUUCUGACAGUCCAAAGAAAUAUGCCAAAGGUCAAAUCUUGGUGAAUAUUCAUUUCCAUUCAUUUACCUUUUUAUGCUCACUUCAAAUGAGUGCUAAAGUGACCAAGUGCUUAAAUCCAGUAUGACAAAGCAUGUGAGUAAGAAACACCCAGAAAUGUAAAGUAACACUACUUACUACUUACCCCAUGUUCAACUUUUUAUCUUCAGCACUUCACAACUUGCAUAUUAAUUGUUCUUUUUGUGAAAGUACAGGUUCUCUUUGGGUGUUUUGUUUAUAAAUGUGCUUAUGGCUUCAGUCUCAUGCCAACUUUACAUAAUUGCCUUAUUAAGAGCUCAUAUAUGGUGUAAAAUAUUUUACUAAAGAGUAAAUCAUUGUAAAUGCCAUUGAUCAUUUGUGUGUUUGAACAGCUAAUUCACUUUGAAGUGAACUGUAAGUAAAUGCAGCGUAUUGCACAGUGCACUGGCCCUGUGCACACAUACACUACAGGGCAUCCAAAGUUUCCUCUUCUUAAGUAAUGAUGUUUUCAAACAACUUAUUCAUUUGCACGUAUGUUUGUUUUGAUUUACUUAACUUCCAUAAUAUUUAAUAAAAUAUUUAUAUACAAUUAUUAUGUAUGAUUAUAAGAUACGAAUGAUAAGAAUAUUAACCUGCUUAACCAUAAAUUAGAUUAAAAGCAUUUUCGUGUCAAUUUAAAGUGAAUUAUUCUGCUUUGAAAAUGUCUUACUCAAGAAUGCUUUGCAGUGUACGUAUCUGGAGCACUAGACUGUAAAGAUUUUUGUUUUAUAGAGUGAAGCUUUUUGCUUUCAAAAUGUAUUACUGAUACAUGGAUUUGUAAAUAAGAUUAUUACACAAUGUUUCAACUAAUAGUACAGAUGUGUUGAUCUCUCUAUAUUUUUACCAUGUUUGAAUUAGUGAGUGACUUGGCACCAGUCUAGUAUUUGGGCUAUUAACUACUAAUGCGUGUGGUUUAUGGUACUAGUGAUUAUCAAUAUAAGCAAACAGUUUGUUUCCAUGUUGCGUGUAAAACAUUUUAUUUACUCUUGUUGACACAUAGAAGUGAACCUAGUCAAGAUAUGUAUGUAAAUAUGAAUUCUGGCUGUUUUAUAGUAUCAAUAUUUUUUUCUUGUUUGUUUUAAUUGAAUGUUUUGAGUAUCUCGGUCUCUACGAAUAUUGUUACUUGCUUUCAGCUUAUAAUGAAUGAGUAAUGCACAAAAACAAUAGAGAAGCAAAGGAAAUUCAGUGAUCUUCAAGCAUAAAUGCCAGUAAAACAGAACAUAACCUUACAACUAUGUUUAAUAAUCAGAUAUAGUACUGUACAAAAACCAGAGAUCAUCCUUCAGUUGUAUUUCCAGUUAAAGGGGCAUCAGUUAUUUCAAAGGAAAUUAGAUAUAAGAUUUCCGCUUGCGCCACUCUUGCUUCAGAUCUGAAAAAUCUGCUGGUCUUUCUGUCCAUCCUUCCACUGUGAGAAGACAACUCAACGCUACAGGUCUGAAAGUACAUGUAGGUGUCAAAUGACUGAGAAAAGGAAAUGGACAAAAAAAAAAUGCUAAUUUAACAAAGAAGCUGCUGGUGUUCUCAGAACAACAGACUGACCACCCCAGAGGCCAGACCUCAACAUAAUUGAAUAUGUUUGAAGUCGUAAAAAGCAGAAAAUGUAACCAACUUUUGUGACUGAACUUUGGAGGUGGGGAAAAAUAUUCCUGCAGAUUUCUUAGAAAAAGUGGAAGCUGUAAGAAAGGCAAAAGGUGAACACAGUAGAGACUGAACAUUUUAUAUUAUACUUAGUUCUGCUUUUUUCCCUAAUGUCGAAAAAUGAAUAACUCAUACUUAAUGGCUGUUUUGUUAAUGAAGGCUGGUCUCUGACUGUUGCACAAUACUGUAUAUUCAGCCAUAACAUUUGUUCUGUUUGCUUUGUGUAUAAAUACCUUAAAUUCUGAUUUCUGAUGACUGUAGUGUUGAUGUUGAGCUAAACACCUUUGCUAUAUUCACCAACCUGCCUUAAUGUGAUGCAUAACUAACUGUUCCUUGUGUUUCUCCUUGAAUGUGUGAAAUUUAUGGUGGUAUCGUGUACCUCAGAGGCUGUAUCACUACAGAUGUGGAACAUUACAAAGAGGGACAGGGCCACAUCUGAUGAUACAGUCUUUUCUGUUCUGUGUUCUGCUGAUCGUUGUGAUUGUUAAAAACCAUUAUUUUAUGCGGGACAAAUGGGGGGCCUGGUAAUUACUUGUAAAUCAAAGAAUUUUAGUGCUCAUCUGAUGUUCGAUUUGUUUUCCUUUUUACAUGAAGGGCCUUUUGUUCAUGAAACAAAACAUAGCCUUAUGUCUUUGUGUCAGUUUC